Molecule: messenger RNA, 1107 nt
Organism: Cricetulus griseus (Chinese hamster)
Lineage: Eukaryota; Metazoa; Chordata; Mammalia; Rodentia; Cricetidae
Source: RefSeq, a predicted model, not a curated record
AUGUCCCCUGUCUCCCAACUUUUGAGAAUUUCUCCCUCUGUGUCUCAGAAGACUAUGUCCCUUACGAAGCCCGCGGGUUUCUUUCUUGUCACUUGUGUCUUCCACCUCAGCCAGGCCUGGUCAGUGAACAAUUUUCUGAUGACCGGCCCAAAGGCUUACCUCGUCUACUCCAGCAGUGUGGCAGCUGGUGCCCAGAGUGGUAUUGAAGAAUGUAAAUACCAGUUUGCUUGGGACCGCUGGAAUUGUCCUGAGAGAGCUUUGCAGCUGUCCAGCCAUGGUGGACUUCGUAGUGCUAACCGGGAGACAGCAUUUGUGCAUGCCAUCAGUUCUGCCGGAGUCAUGUAUACCCUGACUAGAAACUGCAGCCUUGGCGACUUUGACAACUGUGGUUGUGAUGACUCCCGAAAUGGACAAUUGGGAGGCCAAGGCUGGCUCUGGGGAGGCUGCAGUGACAACGUGGGCUUCGGAGAGGCAAUUUCCAAGCAGUUUGUGGAUGCCCUGGAGACAGGACAGGAUGCCCGGGCAGCCAUGAAUCUGCACAACAACGAGGCUGGCCGCAAGGCGGUCAAGGGCACCAUGAAACGCACGUGUAAGUGCCACGGCGUGUCUGGCAGCUGCACCACGCAGACCUGCUGGUUGCAGCUGCCGGAGUUCCGGGAGGUAGGCGCACACCUGAAGGAGAAGUAUCACGCGGCGCUCAAGGUGGACCUGCUGCAGGGCGCGGGCAACAGCGCGGCGGGCCGCGGCGCCAUCGCCGACACCUUCCGCUCCAUCUCCACGCGCGAGCUGGUCCACCUGGAGGACUCCCCAGACUACUGCCUGGAGAACAAGACCCUGGGGCUGCUAGGCACCGAGGGCCGAGAGUGCCUGCGGCGCGGGCGCGCCCUGGGCCGCUGGGAGCGCCGCAGCUGCCGCAGGCUGUGCGGGGACUGCGGGCUGGCGGUGGAGGAGCGCCGCACCGAGACAGUGUCCAGCUGCAACUGCAAGUUUCACUGGUGCUGCGCGGUCCGCUGCGAGCAGUGCCGCCGGCGGGUCACCAAGUACUUCUGCAGCCGCGCCGAGCGGCCGCCGAGAGGCGCUGCGCACAAACCUGGGAAGAAACCUUAA